Molecule: messenger RNA, 760 nt
Organism: Ctenocephalides felis (cat flea)
Lineage: Eukaryota; Metazoa; Arthropoda; Insecta; Siphonaptera; Pulicidae
Exons: 2
Coding region: 588-743 (51 amino acids)
Source: RefSeq, a predicted model, not a curated record
UGUCUUUAGAGAUUGCAGCAAUCAUAAUCACUUCAACUCUGUAGUUAGUAUCUGCUGUGAUAAUAAAUUUUGUUUUUAAUUCAAAUCACAUAUAAAAAUAACUAAUUAAAUUUUGUAACAAAAUUUUUAAAAAAACGUGUGCACUUCGUAUGAUAUUUAUGUAGUGAUAGUGAAAUUGUAGAAAGUUGCAAAACACCUGUUGAACCGCAUAACAAGACGCAGAUCUGGCACAUGCGAUCUCAUAAAUUGGCAGCAAUUAUUGUCAAUGAGUGUCAUCUUGUUCGCAUACGCGCUCUCAUCACCAUCGUCAGCGACAGUCGCGUCUGUGCCUAGGACGCGCGUACACCCGACAAUGUUGUGCAGAAGCGGAGUCAGGGCUAUUUGAUAGUGAGCCUGUCCCUGGAGGCACUGGACAGCCAGCCUGCGGGGGACCCCGCUCAAGUAUGCGCCGAAACAUCUAGCGACCGCCCGUUCUGUGUGCCCCCGUGCAUUGUGAUCGCACCAAUCGUGACCUGGUACAUUGUGCCGUGCUUUUUCCACAGUGACAUUGUUUUCGAUUGCGUUAAAACUGGCGGUUUUUGUGAUUGAUGGAGCUUAAACUGUUACAGUUCGAAUUCAUUUCGACAAGGAUUUUUUUGAACAAAAUGUUGUUGAAAAUCGAGAAUUCACUGCUACAAAGUCAUCGUCAAAGAGAAACAACAGGCAUUAAGAAGUUAUAUAACUCCUUCUUCGUUCUGUUUUAACCGCCGUGCUUGUUUAU